CUUUUUAUUCAAAUGGGUCCCAUGUGGGGCGAAUCGUCCGGCUGAGAUCUGAUAGGCUGAUAAUAGCCAAAACAAAAGCCCCAUGUUUUAAAAAUUGAAACCAAAGCCACUCUUUUGUCUCCACAGAUCUCAUGGCGAUUUCUCGAUCUUAUCGUGUAACACAUAACCUCUGGAGCCAAUCCUCUCCUUAACAGUUUCCCGAUUGUUGCGCUCUACGGAUAAAAAAACCAAAGAAAAAAAAAAGAUACAAGCGGUGAAGAUCGAAACCCUAACUCGGGCGAUUCGACUCGUUUGUUCACAAGCCAACGCAACUCACAUCCAAAGAGCUAUAUCCUUUGGCAAUGCGACUCUGGUUCUCGGCGAUAUCCCUCUCGAGAGAGGACUCCUUUUUUUCGGCUAAAAUCUUCGCCUGUUUUCAGAUUCAUUUAGAGAGUUCUAGAUAUGACGAACGAUUCCCAUGCCCCUAAUUCAAGGGGUCUCCUUUGCAAUGCUGGUGCCGGCGCCGCCGCCGGUGUUAUUGCUGCAACAUUCGUGUGCCCUUUAGAUGUUAUAAAGACUAGAUUUCAGGUUCAUGGGCUGCCAAAACUCAGUAACGCUACCGUUAAACGUAGUCUUAUAGUUGGUAGCUUGGAACAAAUAAUUCAGAAGGAAGGCUUGCGUGGCAUGUACCGUGGGCUUGCUCCUACUGUACUCGCUUUACUUCCUAAUUGGGCAGUAUAUUUUGCAAUGUAUGAGCAGCUCAAAGACUUUCUUUGUUCUAAUGAUGAGAAUCACCAACUGUCAAUAGGUGCUAACAUGCUAGCUGCAUCUGGUGCUGGAGCUGCAACAACCAUUUUCACAAAUCCUCUUUGGGUUGUGAAGACAAGACUUCAAACUCAAGGAAUGAGAGCAGGAGUGGUUCCUUAUAGGAGUACACUUUCUGCUUUGAGGAGAAUAGCCCAUGAGGAGGGUAUUCGGGGUUUAUACAGUGGUCUCGUGCCUGCAUUAGCUGGUAUCAGUCAUGUUGCCAUUCAGUUUCCAACAUACGAGAAGAUCAAAUUCUAUUUAGCCGAUCAAGAUAACACUACAAUGGAUAAACUCAGUGCGCGUGAUGUUGCUGUUGCUUCAUCAGUUUCCAAAAUAUUUGCAUCCACAUUGACUUACCCACAUGAGGUGGUACGCUCAAGGCUUCAGGAACAGGGACAUCACUCUGAGAAACGUUAUUCUGGUAUGGUUGAUUGCUUCAGGAAAGUAUUUCAGCAAGAAGGCCUUGCUGGAUUCUACCGUGGGUGUGCAACAAAUCUUAUCAGGACCACACCUGCAGCUGUUAUCACCUUCACAAGCUUUGAGAUGAUUCAUCGAUUUCUUGUUGACCUCUUCCCUCCUGAUCCAUAGCCUCACCCAUUGUGAGGCAUCGUGCUCAAACAUGGAUAUCGCCACUGACGCCUGGCCUAGGACCAGGCAGCUUAUACAUCAUCUUGGUAGUGACACAUUUUCACAGUUUUUUUUUUUUUUGUAUUCUUCUGGUAGCUUUUUACCAAUAUUUAUUCGGUCCUCAUCUAACCCUUGUAAGAUCGAAGGUUCCUGAGGAAGGUGUGGACAUGUUAUACUGACAAUGAUAAUGACGAAAAUGGUAGAUCGUGAGCUUAACUUAGCACAUUCUUGAAGGAUAGGUAGAUAAUUACAAUUAUUUAUCUUUGCUUAUCGUUUACUACUUGCUUGUUAUCCCUGUUUUGGUCUAUCAUCUUAUUGUUUAACUUUCAAAGUUUAUAAACUAUGUAAAAUUGGGGUUAGGCUCCCCACCAUUAUUUUUUUUUUAUCUAUUACUUUUCAAUACAAUUUUGAUCACCAUCCACAUGACUUUUACAGUUCUUAAGUGGAACUGACACAUGUAAAUGGUUUUGAUGAGUGUAUUGAAAAAAAUGGACAAAAUAAUAAUGGAGGGGAGUUUAACUUGUAAAAUUGAAUGAAGAUUGCUGCUAGAAAGGAACUUAGGUUGUGCAGGUACCAUGGCUUGAUUUAAGGUGGAGAAAUUUUUUUUUUUUCUGUGAAGGAUUCCACGGUAUUGAUGUUUGAUAUUGCCUAAGGUUUGAGCUAUUUAGAAGAAAUUGGAAGUUUGCUUGGCACUCCGGGAAAUUGACCCCAAAAUCUAAUUCAUUAACAGCUGUGUCUAGGAAUUAGUUGGAAGGGUGUAAGGGUUUGCAUUUGGGUCCUUAUAUUCAAACUGCAGAGGGCUGAUAUCACUAGGUUGGUACUGCAAAAUUAUUCUUUCAUAUAUUGUCUAAGCCUGCAAUCUAGCAUUAUAUAUGAUCAAUUAGUUUCCUUUUCUAUGUUCCGUUGUUCCUUUCCUCAGGGUUUUACUGGUGAACACUUGGGCUUGGCCCGUAUCAAUGAUCUGAUUCAUGCAGUGUGGCUAUGACCAGACCUUGCUUCAUUGCUGGUUAAUUUGGGAUACUCACCCCAACUUAAAAGAGUAACCAAAUUUGUCUGAAUUGCCGUGUAACUAUGACAUGCAUGCAAAUUCAGUCCAGUUCUUAAUUUGGGCUUUUGUUUUGGAGACGAAUUUAGCUACCUACCCAAGGUCUCGAACUUCCUCCUCAACUCGCUCCCAGGAAUGAAUGGUAGCUAAAUAAGCAUUCAAACGCGUUUGCUUUUCUGAGCAAGUAUAAGGAAUUUUGGAUGGGGAUUGCAAAUUUGCAAGGAUAAGAGUUGUUGGGAUAGGGAUUUUCUGAUGGAAACAAGAUACUUAUAAUCUGUUAUGAAAUCACAAAACAAACCAUAACAGAAAUGCUUGGCUUUAAAUACUAAGCCUGAGCCUAUAGGUCAAUUGUUUGUGUUGAGACUUGAGAGUUCAUACUUCAAGUAGAGAUCAUAAACUCUAGUAAGAAAAGAGAGAAAUUUGGCAUCAUACAAAAAAUCUAAGCUCCUGGCUCCCAUUCAAUAUAAGUCUUCCCUUAAUGCAAAGGAGACGCACUCUCUAUUUAAUACGUGAGAAUAUUCAUCAGUCAUGAUCGAUCUAAUUAAUUCCUAUUUAUUUAACCAAUAACUAAAUGCAAGUUUCAAAGAGGGAUAACCAUUUCCUGAUCAGCUUGGUUUUUUCAUGCGGUGAGCUCAAGUUCCGGA
Durio zibethinus is the source of this 3102-nucleotide messenger RNA. Its product is annotated as nicotinamide adenine dinucleotide transporter 1, chloroplastic-like. Gene Ontology annotation, biological process: nucleotide transport; transmembrane transport. Lineage: Eukaryota; Viridiplantae; Streptophyta; Magnoliopsida; Malvales; Malvaceae. The record is from RefSeq and is a predicted model, not a curated record.